This is a messenger RNA of Alternaria atra, 1041 nucleotides long. RefSeq lists its product as uncharacterized. The record is from RefSeq and is a predicted model, not a curated record. NCBI's taxonomy places the organism in Eukaryota, Fungi, Ascomycota, Dothideomycetes, Pleosporales, Pleosporaceae. Bases 1 to 1041 code for a protein of 346 amino acids. Gene Ontology annotation, molecular function: gamma-glutamylcyclotransferase activity. The transcript has a single exon.
AUGACCGUCUUUGAAGCCGUACCUCCACCAUCACAAGCGCGUCUCGAUGCCUCGUUGACCGACGCGCCCCUGGACACGGAGGAGCUUGUGUCGCAACAGUCCACAACAACACAAGAGAAGGACAAAACAGUGUUGUACCUGGCAUAUGGUUCAAACCUAUGCAACGAAACCUUCCGAGGCGUGCGUGGUAUUCGCCCGCUUUCACAAGUCAAUGUUCUUGUUCCCUCGCUGAGGUUGACCUUUGAUCUCCCCGGCAUUCCCUACAAAGAGCCUUGUUUCGCCAACACAGCGCUGCGGGUGCCGGACGCGCAAGACUACCACAAGGACCGAUGGCAUAAGGGCUUGGUGGGCGUUGUGUACGAGGUGACGCUCUCUGAUUAUGCGCACAUCAUCGCCACGGAGGGUGGAGGCAGUGCCUACAACGAUAUCCUAGUCGAAUGCUACGUGCUACCACCCUCGAACACUGUUCCCUCUACACCCGAUUCGAAGCCGUUCAAAGCGCACACACUCUUUGCGCCCAUCAUAGACCGCGAAACCAAAGAACGAACCACCGCUCGUGUAACGCGACCCGAUCCCAGCUAUGCGCAGCCUUCGGCACGAUACCUCAAGCUCAUAACCGAUGGCGCCGCUGAAUGUCGUCUUCCCGGCGAGUACCAAGAAUAUCUAAACAAUAUACGAACAUAUACCAUUACAACCAAGAAGCAGGAAAUGGGAAAGGCUAUCUUUCUGGCUAUCUGGAUGCCUUUCAUCAUGUUCAUAUUUGCCAUGGGGAGGAAGCUGCAAGACAAAAAGGGUCGGUCGCCGUGGUGGCUAGCGAAGCUCAGUGCUAUGAUCUUUGCAGGCAUGUGGACCAGUUACGACGGCGUUUUCAAGGGAACCUUUGGUGACGGAGAGAGGACAAUAGGUGAUUGUAUGUUGCCGACAAUCGAUGCCAGGAGCAGGAGGAUCUCCACCACUCGAGAAGAUGCGGAAAAGGAAGGCUUGUUAGAAGAGUAUGGGAGGACUAUGUAUGAGCCGCGGUCAACAGGGCAAAAAGCCUGA